Molecule: messenger RNA, 641 nt
Organism: Pseudovirgaria hyperparasitica
Lineage: Eukaryota; Fungi; Ascomycota; Dothideomycetes; Acrospermales; Acrospermaceae
Exons: 1
Coding region: 84-641 (185 amino acids)
Source: RefSeq, a predicted model, not a curated record
CAAGAAAACCUCAACCCAAAAUCAAAGGAAAGAAACAUGACAUGAAUAAAAUAUAAAAAUAAAAAAUAAAAAUAAGAUAAACCAUGGCGCCAACACCAUCACAGAAUCUCACCAAAGGAACAGCAGCAGCAGCGAAACCACAACUCCCAAUACCCCAAUCUCCACUUGAUAUCCUGACCCAAACACACACCUACCUCCGUCGCUACACAUUCCACUUCCGCAACGGCGACAGACACACCCUCUCCUUCCGCCACGCCCAAAUGCUGCGCCGACAGCUUGCCCAUCUACUUGCUGAGUGGACUGACGAUGAUUCUGUCGGUGCUGGUGGGCAGCAGCAGCAGCAGCAGCAGCAGCAGCGGGUAUCACGUGCAAAUAGUGCAGCAGGGACCGGUGCCGGGGGACCAAAAGCCAGGGCGCGCAUCCGGAUGUGGCAGGAGCGUGGCCUGGUAGAGACGUGGUGGACGGCGUUUACGCAGUUGGCGCGGCAUUCGAAUGUGGCAAAGGGGGUGUUUCUGAUUGCGGUUUUGGCGGAGGUGGGGGGUGUUGUUGGGUGGGAAGGGGGAGGAGGGGAGGUGGAUGGACGGGAGGAUUUGGGGGAAGGUGUGGGGGUGAGGGAUGCAGGUGCGCGGUUGGGAAUUUGA